UGUCCUCUCAUCUCCUUCUCCCGGAAGCCUCCCUCUUAAAAUCUCCGCAGAAAUCACCACCACCUCUGCCCAAUUCUCCCCUGCGGCACGCACUCCGAACCCUCCCCGAGAUCGCGGGAUCGGGCGGCGGCGACCCUCCUGUUAAUGCGCGUGCUCCCCUGAGGUUCUCGUGGGAAUUUCGUGGUACUCGUUCCACAUCGAACUGUGGGUGCCGUAGGAUUGGUGACUCUACAUUGUGUGAUCGAGUUGGCAUUGGCGGCUUUGUGGACUGUCCUGUUACUGAUAUGGACGAAGUGCCGGGUAAUCAGGAUAAUCCGGAACUCAGACCUUUUCUUGGCAAGAUCACCGGAGUGAUGUAUGCAAAUCAUGGGGAACAAUCUGCAGGGAGUCCUUCCUCUGAGACGGGGUGGGUUCCCAUUAUCGCAAGAAGACCGUCGAAUUCGCAGGUUGCUCUGCAUGAUAUGGCAAUGGUUGGAAGUAACGGGCUUGGUGUGGGAAUCCUUGAGAAUGCCAUUUUGUUUGAUGAUCGGUCCCUGACGUCGGCAUUCGAGAACAUGAGCUUGAGUUUCAUGGAUGGUGCUGCUGGGUCUGCUGCUAACUCUGGCAGUGUUGCAGCUAGGGAUGGACACUGUCCUGCAGGCCUUGAGAUUUCAUCUGCUGACAACAGACGGAACGGAUCACUUCAGCCGAUAUUUGCUCAAGAUGAUUUUGUGCCUUCAUCUCUGAGGAUCAACAAUGCUGAACACAUGAAGCCAAGAUUUGGUGGGCAAAAUCCUCAAGUAUACACAGGGAUGCAUGGCUCAGAUAAUACUUAUGUGACUACAAUCAAUUUACCAGCACCUUCGCCUUUCCAGCAACAGAUUUUUAUCGAUGGGUGGUCACAGAUGAAUGCACCUUAUCAGCAGAUGGACUCGAAAUUCAGGUGGCAUGAUAUUGAUAAGGAGAGGCAUUCUCUCAUGCAGUCACGGUAUUCUUAUCCGCAGAUGCCACAGGUUGCUCGCUCUGAUGUUCGUUGGAUUAAUAGCAAUCAAUGUGGUGUUGCCAACUCCUCUGUCAAUUCUGUAGCUUCACCUCAUCUUAGGACGCCCACUCUUCAUAAUCUGGCACAUGGCAGUGCUGAUAUCUACUGGAAUGGUGAUAUGGUUCCUAAUGGGAAUAACCAACUGAAUUCUUCACGUGUGAAUAAAUGUCCCUGUAUCAUUUAUCCUGAUUGCUCAUGUGAAACCUGUGAAUAUUGCCAGAUUCAGCAAUCAGAAAAGCUCAAACAUCCAUAUGGGCUCAGACGUACACCCAAAGGUUUGUUACAAAAUCACUUUUUAGGUAAAGUCAGACUGAAAAGUUCUUCUGAGAAGAUCCUGAUGAAGUCCGAUGGUGUAAAUUCAAUUAGAAAUAUCAAGCCUGACUUUGCACUUGAUGGGUGUGCUGAAGCAAAUCAAAGAACCGACUGUAAUGGGCAUAAUCAUCAGCUCAAUAUUCAGAGCAAAGACUCCUUGCAUUUUGACUUGCAGAGCUCUCAGUGUUUGUCAUCCUUGGGAUCUGAUUUGGUCAUGAAAUCUGUUCAACUUAAAUAUAGUUCAGUGGAUGAAGUUGUUGGAGAAUUGUACCUCUUGGCAAAGGAUCAGAAUGGCUGCCGCUUCCUACAAAGGAUAUUUACAGAAGGUUCUCAAGAGGAUGCUCAAAAGGUCUUUGAUGGUGUCAUCGAGCAUAUUGAUGAACUUAUGGUUGAUCCAUUUGGAAAUUACUUGGUACAGAAACUACUUGAAAGGUGUAAUGAUGAUCAAAAGAUGCAUAUAAUAUAUGAAAUAACCAAAAGACCGGGCCAGCUAAUUAAAGUUUCAUGCAACAUGCACGGGACACGUGUGGUUCAAAAGGUGAUAGAAACUAUUAAAACCUCAGAUGAAGUUUCCAUGGUUGUAUCUGCUCUGAGCCCUGGUGCCAUAACUUUGAUGAUGGAUGCAAAUGGCAGCCACGUCACACACCGUUGCUUGCAGAAGCUGUCACCCGAGUACAAAGCGUUCCUUCUCAAUGCGGCCAUAGAAUAUUGCUUUGAGCUCGCAAAAGAUCGUCAAGGCUGUUGUAUCAUCCAAAAAUGUAUUCUUCAUGCAAAUAAGGAGCAGAAGAACAGGUUGUUGUACAAUAUCACAUCCAGGGCUCUUGAUCUUGCAGAACAUCAGUACGGGAACUAUGUAAUACAGUAUAUACUCGAGCCCAACAUUACAUGGGUAACGAAUGAAAUACUGGACAAGCUCGAGGGUCACUACGGAUAUCUAUCAAUGCAAAAGUGCAGUAGCAACGUGGUUGAGAAAUGUUUGAAAGAAGCACAGGAGCCUAAACGUGUGAAAAUCAUCCUUGAGCUCAUCAAUGACCCGAAAUUGCCGCAUAUCUUGCUCGAUCAGUAUGGGAACUAUGUGAUUCAAACAGCGCUCCAAAAGUGUGAGGAUGCUGCAGUUCACGCUGCAUUGGUUGGAGCCAUUAAGCCGCACAUCUCUGCUCUUCGAAACAACAUGUAUGGAAAGAGAGUUCUGUCGAAAAUCUGCCUGAAGAACAAGAAGUACUGAUCCCACGCCUCCUCGAACUGCCUUUCAGACUUCAUCACACUUCAGGCAACGUGCAUGAGGUGUACCAACCUGUAAUAAGUAACAUAUUUAAAAGAUAGGUCAUCAUAAAACUGAGUAGAUUAAUGAAGGGAGAAAAGGAAGGAGAGCAGCCUUUUAAAAGAUAGCUCGUCAUAACACUAGUACAUGAGGUUCGAGGAGACCACAUUUUGGGCCACUCUAGGCAAUGCGUGUUGCAUAUUAUUGAGUUGUAGAGGUUUUGUGCAAAUAAUAAUGAGUUAUGUUAUUUUUACAGUGCAUUUGUAGAUGCUAGUAUAUUCUCUCAACCAGUAACCUUUAUGUGAUAUA
Molecule: messenger RNA, 2903 nt
Organism: Phragmites australis (common reed)
Lineage: Eukaryota; Viridiplantae; Streptophyta; Magnoliopsida; Poales; Poaceae
Exons: 6
Coding region: 285-2558 (757 amino acids)
Biological process (GO): post-transcriptional regulation of gene expression
Cellular component (GO): cytoplasm
Molecular function (GO): mRNA binding
Source: RefSeq, a predicted model, not a curated record